Messenger RNA from Episyrphus balteatus (marmalade hoverfly), 528 nucleotides. Its product is annotated as pupal cuticle protein Edg-78E-like. The transcript has 2 exons. Gene Ontology annotation, cellular component: chitin-based extracellular matrix. Lineage: Eukaryota; Metazoa; Arthropoda; Insecta; Diptera; Syrphidae. The record is from RefSeq and is a predicted model, not a curated record. Gene Ontology annotation, molecular function: structural constituent of chitin-based larval cuticle. The coding region runs from base 83 to 457 and encodes 124 amino acids.
CUUGGGUAUAAAAGCUUCGAUGAUGCAAGGAGAAAUUAUCACUUUCAAUUGAUAACUUGAGUAAUCAACAAUCCUAAACAAAAUGUUCAGAUUCGUCGCUUUGAUCGCCCUUAUUGGCUUCUGCGCUGCUGCUCCUUUGGACAGCGAAGUUGGUGCUGAGACCAAGGCUUUGGAAAAUGAAAUCUCCCCAGAAGGUGUUUUCCACUAUGCUUUCCAAACCUCAAACGGAAUCGAUAUCAACUCUGCCGGUGAUGCCAACGAAAUCCAUGGUCUUUACAAAUACAUCUCACCCGAAGGACAAGCCGUAGGUUUGUCUUAUACCGCUGAUUCUAAUGGUUACCAUCCAGCUGGUGAACUUUUGCCAACUCCACCACCAGUACCAGAACUUAUCAUCCGUGCUUUGGCUUACCUCGCUGCCCAUCCCCAAAAGGAAGAAAGCAUCCGUAAGGUUUUGUAAAGAGUGUCAAACGCGAUCAGUUAGACAAAAAUUAUGAUUAUUAUGCUUGAAAUAAAUACAACUUGAGUUGU